GGCAGCGGCACCGCCAGCAGCAGCAGCAGCGGCGGCGGAAAGAGGCGGUGAGAGGCGGCGCGCUGAUUUCGCUGCCAUUCAGCGGUUUCUGUUCUUCCCGGCGAGAGUGGCUGAAAGGGAAGCAGGGCAGCGGCAGGAGGCAGGAGCGCGGCGAGCUGUGUCGGCGGCAGAGAAUGGCGGUGAGGCGGCGGCAGAGGCUGGGGCCGGGUGGCGGGCGAGCGCUGCUGGGCGCGGUGCUGCUGUGCGUGUGGUGGCGGGCGGCGGCCGAGCGGGUCCGCUACACCAUCGCCGAGGAGCUGGGCAGAGGCUCGCUCGUGGGGCCGCUGGCGCGGGACCUGGGGCUGAGCGCGGACGAGCUGCCGGCGCGCAAGCUGCAGAUGGCGUCUGCCGGCAAGAAGCAGCUAAAAUACUUCACGGUGAAUGAGGAGAACGGGAACCUGUAUGUGAACGAGAGGCUGGACCGGGAGGAGAUGUGCGGCGAGUCUGCGACCUGUUCUGUCAGCUUCGAGGUGCUGGUGCAUAACCCGCUCAGCGUUUUCUACGUCGAAGUGGCGAUCCAGGACGUGAAUGACAACGCGCCGCGCUUUCUGCAAAACAAAUUUCAGCUGGAGAUCAACGAGUUGACUUCUCCCGGUGCCCGGUUUUACUUGGGCAUGGCAGAGGAUCCGGACGUGGGCAGUAACUCGCUGCAGGGCUACGAGCUGGAGGCCAACGGGCACUUCACAGUGGAGGUGAAAGCGAGCGAAGACGGCAGCAAAUCCGCGGAGUUGGUUUUGCGCCACUCAUUAGACCGGGAGAAUGAACCGAACCUUCAACUGAUACUGACGGCACUGGAUGGCGGAGACCCGCGCCGGACUGGCACUGCCCAGCUCUGGAUCAACGUCACCGACGCCAAUGACAACCCACCCGUGUUCGCGCAGGACCGGUACCGCGUCAGCCUGCGCGAGGACGCUGCCCCGGGAUCGACGGUGCUGAACGUCUCUGCCUCCGACGCCGAUGCCGGCAACAACGCCCACAUUACCUACGGCUUCGGGAAAAUGCCGGCCAAGGUGUUUAAGAAGUUCACUGUGGAUGCCCAGAGAGGGACAAUAACACUGCAGGAGGCGCUGGAUUUUGAGGAGACUCGCGCGUUCAGCCUGGCUGUGGAGGCGACGGAUGGCGGUGGUUUGGUGGCGCACUGCAAAGUGGAGGUGGAGGUCCUGGAUGUGAAUGAUAAUCCUCCUGAGAUCACAGUCCUGUCGCUCUCGAGCCCCGUGCCCGAGGACGCACCUGCCGGUACUAUGGUGGCUCUCUUAAACGUAAAUGACCCAGAUUCCGGCGAAAACGGUCAGGUGUCGUGCGAGCUGUCAGGCGAGGCUCCGCUGUCGAUCGUGGCCGCUCCGGGCGGCUCGUACAAGGUGGUGACGGCGAGCGCGCUGGACCGCGAGCAGGCGUCCGAGCACCGCGUGACGGUGGUGGCCCGGGACCGGGGCCGGCCGGCGCUGUCUAGCAGCGCGGAGCUGGUGCUGGAGGUGUCGGACGUGAACGACAACGCGCCGGUGUUCGAGGAGGCGGCGUACAGCGCGUACGUGGCGGAGAACAACGCGGCGGGAGCGCUGUUGCUGCGCGUGCAGGCGCGGGACGCGGACGCGGGCGCCAACGGGCGCGUGAGCUACUGGCUGGCGGGCGGCAGCGCGGGCGCGGCGGGCGCGGCGCCGCUGGUGUCGGUGGAGGCGCGGAGCGGCGCGCUGUACGCGCAGCGCUCCUUGGACUACGAGCAGUGCCGCGAGUUCUCGGUGGAGGUGCGGGCGCAGGACGGCGGCGCGCCGGCGCGCAGCUCCACGGCCACGGUGCGCGUCUUCGUGCUGGACCGCAACGACAACGCGCCGCGGGUGCUGUGGCCGGCGGCGGUGGCGGCGCCGGCAGAGGCUGCGGCAGUGGCGCCGUUCGAGGUGGUGCCGCGCUCGGCCGAGGCCGGCUACCUGGUGGCCAAGGUGCUGGCGGUGGACGCGGACGCGGGGCGCAACGCGUGGCUGUCGUACGAGCUGGUGCAGGCGUCGGAGCCGGCGCUGUUCCGCGUGGGGCUGCACAGCGGCGAGGUGCGCACGGCGCGCGCCGUGUCCGAGCGGGACGCGGCCAAGCAGCGGCUGGUGGCCGUGGUGAAGGACCACGGGCAGCCGGCGCUGUCGGCCACGGCCACGCUGCACGUGGUGCUGGCCGAGAGCUUGCAGGAGGCGCUGCCGGAGCUGAGCGAGCGGGCGGCGGGCGCCGAGGCGGCGGCGGCCGAGCUGCAGUUCUACCUGGUGCUGGCUCUGGCGCUGCUGUCGGCGCUGUUCGUGCUGAGCGUGGCGCUGGCCGUGUUGGCGCGGCUGCGCCGGGCCGGGCCGCCCGCCGUGCUGCGCUGCCUGGGCGCGCAGCGCUUCUCGGUGGCCGGCGCCGCCUUCCCGGCCGACUUCUGCGAGGGCACCUUGCCCUACUCCUACAACCUGUGCGUGGCGGCGCCGGCCCGCGCCGUGCCCGAGGCCGCUUGGCCGCCGCCGCCGGUGCCUGUGCUGUCGGCGGAGGAGCUUCUAGGUGGCGAUUCCUGCGAGAAGCCAAGUCCGAAGAGCAUCGCCGUGAUGGAAGACGUGUCCGUAAAUCACGACGCACCGCAGGUCUUUGAAGCGUUAGCUCCUUCUCUAUAUUCGGCUGUGCCGGGUUGUUGA
Catharus ustulatus (Swainson's thrush) is the source of this 2684-nucleotide messenger RNA. Its product is annotated as protocadherin gamma-B5-like. NCBI's taxonomy places the organism in Eukaryota, Metazoa, Chordata, Aves, Passeriformes, Turdidae. The coding region runs from base 174 to 2684 and encodes 836 amino acids. Gene Ontology annotation, biological process: homophilic cell-cell adhesion. Gene Ontology annotation, cellular component: plasma membrane. The record is from RefSeq and is a predicted model, not a curated record. Gene Ontology annotation, molecular function: calcium ion binding. The transcript has a single exon.